AUGUACGCCGCUCAGAAUAUAACGCCAACAGUUUUGGAUGCUAUGAAUGGAAAUGUUUCCGAAUGGUAUAACGAAUGCGACAAUGCCAUUAGAAGGUCAGAAAUAGUUCCUGGAACUUACGAAUAUACAACUGCUGUUUCUUAUGGAAACGUAGGUGAGUUUGGAGAAGGUUCUUCAACAACAGUAGAUAUUGCUUGCGACAGGUUUCAUAUAAUUUCUAUUGACAACUCUUUCUUAUACGUGGAACAAGACAUUGAAAUAAAACCUUCUGCCAAGUUGUCUGACAAGAAAGGUUGCAAUGGAAUUUUCUAUGUCGGAUACCAAUAUGCUCCAGAAGUUUUCAUGGGAUAUAAGAUAUAUUCUAACUCUGACUUAGUUCAAACAGUAACAUGGGCAAACUAUGAAUGGUUCGCUUUGAGAAACUCAGUACAACCACAAGCUAGAGAACAAACAGACCAGUAUGCAACUAUUGAGAAAAUAAGAAGACUUGACCCUAACGUUCCAGGAGUUUAUGUUAACCUUUCUGGUUCAGAUGGAAAUGCUGUCACUAAAGUAAAACUGAAACUUAGAGUUCCUUUGUCAUCUUUCCUCAUCUUCAGGUUUUUAAGAUACUUGCCAAACUGGGCAGGAAAAAUUUCUAUCGAACUUACUCCAAGCAAAAAUAACUUAGUCAUUGCACCAACACAAGACCCAUUCACUAUUACAGAAGUAGUGGGAACAAAUAAAAUGUCAUUCGCCGACUUUUGCAAAGACAAAGUUGACUUAG
Molecule: messenger RNA, 766 nt
Organism: Trichomonas vaginalis G3
Lineage: Eukaryota; Parabasalia; Trichomonadida; Trichomonadidae
Exons: 1
Source: RefSeq, a predicted model, not a curated record